Molecule: messenger RNA, 938 nt
Organism: Camelus dromedarius (Arabian camel)
Lineage: Eukaryota; Metazoa; Chordata; Mammalia; Artiodactyla; Camelidae
Gene: TMEM134
Product: transmembrane protein 134
Exons: 7
Coding region: 74-661 (195 amino acids)
Source: RefSeq, a predicted model, not a curated record
GGCGGGGCCGCGGCGACGCGGGGCUGGCUGGCUCAGAUGGCGACAGCGCAGGGCGCCUGAGCGGGCCGGGGCCAUGAGCGCCUCCCGGCCCCAAUUCAGCAUCGAUGAUGCCUUCGAGCUGUCCCUGGAGGACGCGGGCCCUGGGCCUGAGUCCAGCGGAGUCGCCCGCUUUGGGCCGCUGCAUUUCGAGCGCCGGGCCCGGUUCGAGGUGGCCGACGAGGACAAGCAGUCCCGGCUGCGCUACCAGAACCUGGAAAACGAUGAAGAUGGAGCCCAGGCAUCUCCAGAGCCGGAUGGGGGAGUCAGCACCAGGGAUUCUGGCCAAACAUCCAUCCGCAGCUCCCAGUGGUCCUUUAGCACCAUCAGCAGCAGCACUCAGCGCUCCUACAAUGCCUGCUGCAGCUGGACUCAACACCCUUUGAUCCAGAAGAACCGCCGGGUAGUGCUAGCCUCCUUCCUGCUCCUACUGCUGGGGCUGGUGCUGAUCCUGAUCGCCGUGGGACUGGAGGUGGCCCCCUCGCCAGGUGUCUCCAGCGCCAUCUUCUUCGUGCCUGGCUUCCUGUUGUUGGUCCCGGGAGUCUACCACGUGAUCUUCAUCUACUGUGCGGUGAAGGGACACCGGGGCUUCCAGUUCUUCUACCUGCCCUACUUCGAGAAGUGAGCUGCCGGCGGUCGGCGGGAUCCAGCGUAGGCUCUGAGAGGCCCGGUGCGGCCUCCUCGCGCCCCUAGAGGGAGCCCCUGGGGCCCUCAAGGGAAAAGUCCCUCCGGGACCCUCGAGCCCCCAGUCCCCUGGGGAGUUUGCUCAAGAAGUUUGGGGCAUGCGAGCCUCGGGCCUGCAAAAGUCGCCCCCUCCCUGCUCUGUGCCUUAACUUAUUCUCGGGCCCUGGGGUUGCUGGGUUGGUGAUAUUUUGUGCUAAUAAAAGGGGUGCUUAAUUCCA